This is a messenger RNA of Anopheles gambiae (African malaria mosquito), 1411 nucleotides long. RefSeq names its product tetratricopeptide repeat protein 19 homolog, mitochondrial (gene Ttc19). Lineage: Eukaryota; Metazoa; Arthropoda; Insecta; Diptera; Culicidae. Bases 117 to 1208 code for a protein of 363 amino acids. Gene Ontology annotation, biological process: mitochondrial respiratory chain complex III assembly. Gene Ontology annotation, cellular component: mitochondrial inner membrane. Gene Ontology annotation, molecular function: protein binding. The record is from RefSeq and is a predicted model, not a curated record. The transcript has 2 exons.
UCAACGUAAAACACAAAUAUUUACGUUUUAAGCUGGUGAAGAAAAUCUUCUCCUAAUCUUCUCCUCUGUACAGUAUUUGUGAACAACUGUUGUGGUGGUGCAUCGAGGGCAAGAAAAUGUUCCGCUCGGCAACAGCAUCCUCCCUUGCGUCACGGUUUUUCAUUUCCAUCAAUCAUCCUCGAAUAGCGCCCCUGACGAUACCGCUCGCGUCGUUCACGAAUCACGCCCCGAUCCCGGCAAAUGGAACAAAUCAUCUCCACCAGAACGGCAGCAGCAAGGACGAUUACAAUCGGCGCAAGCAACGUACCGCCGGGCCACUGCACUUCAUCGCUGCGAGUUCUUUCCUAUCGUGGUUUAGCAAAAAGUCCGACGAUGAAAACACGCCCGAAAGUCAGCUGAUUACCAUUAUCAAACGCUCCAUCCUAUCGAUACAGAAGGAAGAGUAUCAGAAGGCGGAACAGAUGCUGCAUCUCGCCCUCAAGAUGGCGCAAGAUCUGCAGAGCAAGGAUGGCAUCACGUACAUCUACGACAUCAUGGCAAACCUUGCGAUGGAGGUGGGGGAUUUUGCCAAGGCCGAAAAACUGUUCGUCAACGUUAUGCAGCGCCUGUUUUCGGACGGAUUUUUGGAGGAUCACAUCAAAAUGCUACACAUCAGCUCAAAGGUGGCGCAUCUCGCGCAACUGCAAGGGCAUUUGGAUAAGGCCGCGCAAGGGUUCGAGUGGACGCUGGCCAAGCUGGAGGAGAAACUGAAACAGCUGGGCGAUGACAACGGGAAGGAAAUCCGGGAGCUGUGGGGAAUCACUAAGAACUGGUACGCGCAGCUGCUGAUGGAGAGUAAGCGCUUUGCGGAAGCGAAGCAAGCGUUCCUGCAGGCGUACGAAGCGUACACCGAGAUACACGGCAUGCUAACGGAGGAGGGACUGACGAUACUGAACAAUCUCAGUGUCGCAUGCUCUAACCUUGAAGACUACGCUUCGGCUGAACGGUUUCUCAAAGAGGCCAUUGCACUAGCCGCCCAAAUCCCGGAUCUCUCCGAAGCGGGUGUGUACAAGGCAAACUUGGGGCUACUUUACCUGCAACAGGGACUGCUCCGGCAAGCGUCCGAGUUCUGCACCUUUGCCUGGCGCUACGGAAAGCAGCACAAGCACGAAGAGACUGUACAACAGGCAAGCUACUGUCUGGAGCAAAUUAAAGCGAUGGAAAAGUAAGACCUUUUAAAGGACACUUCGAUGCACGAUGUUGUGGACACACUGACAACACAGCCUACUGUUGCUAUAGAGGAAUGGCACGUUCCUUACUUACUCUCCCCUGUUGAUGAACUUUGUUACCUUAAUUAUUGUUCGAAGAUUAAAAUAAAUUGUGUACAACAAGAUUUCGAUCGCCUGCGGGCGAUAUGAAGAAGAUGUUUAAA